AUGACAGAAAAUCAAGGUUUCGUUCAUGAAGAGGUAAUUUUUGGGAAAGUUUUGAAUUAGUCAAGGAAAUUUUAAAAGUGGCCAGUUCGGACCAUUUUGAAAAAAUAGGAAUAUUUUGACACUAGAUACUUGCAAGAAGUUGCAGUUUUUCAAUUUUCUAGUAUAUUAAAAUUUUGAAACAGUGGACUUUCUGGAGUUUUCCUAAUUUUCAAGCAGUAAAAACUCUUCAAAAAAUUUUUAAAAAAUUUCAGUCAACUGAAGCUGCAAAUGAAACACGAAAAAAAUCAGUCGACAUCGGAACCUCAACAACUCAAGUCAUAAUUGAAUCCGAGCCGCCAACAAUGCAAUCAAGAGAUUGUUGGAAUCGAACUUGUGAUGUUUUUGGAACCAGACAAGCUGAGUAUAUCAAUCAACUCAGGCCAAUUAGAUCUUAUUUAAUUAGGGUAAGAAAGGAUUUCUGAAAAUGAAAGUUCUCAAGUUAAAAUAAAAAUUGUGGGCUACAUUUAUAAGAGCUUCGUUUCAAGAAACUGAAUUUUUUUCGUAUUUGCUCACGGAGUUUCAUUUUCAAAUUCUAAUUGUUAGUUUUUUAGAUGCAAGAAGCUCUCAAAAUCUUUCAAUACGAAUUGGAACGCGAUCUCAAAACCAAACAAUCAUCAAAAUAUUGUUAUCAACAUGUCAAAAAUUGUGUUUUGGAAAUAAAUCAUUUGUGCAGUGAGUUCAAACAGAAUUUCGGAGAAAAAAAGAGCAAAAUAAAAUUUACAGUGCACGGUAAUUUGAACAUUCCACCUUCUGAAAAUGAAAUGCUUCGAGCUGUCGCUUAUGAAUUAUCAUUGUUAGCCAGAAUUAUUCAAGAGGUAGGAUUUAUUUAGAAUGAAAAAAAUUAUGACGUGGCAAAAAAGGGUUCUUGAAAUUAUUUUUUCCAAAAAAAUAUUGAUUUUUGGUGGGAGGUCACAUUUUUGAAACAUUGAAAUUUUUUAGAACUAAGUUUAGGAACACUGAAAUUAAGAACUUCUUCAUUUUUGAAGAACUUGAAAAAAAAUUUUCUAAUUUUCCAGGUCGCUGUGAUCGCUCAAGAAAAACCCCGAUCUCGUUCCCACUCCUUCACCCAACUCGUCGUUGUCUCAAAAAAUCCCGACACAUCCAAAAACGAAGAAGGUACAAGCAGCUCUUCCGAUCCUGGAAUCGCUCCAGUUGAUCAAGAAAGUCUCAAGAACAAAAUCACGAAAACGUUCGAUUUGGUCGAAAAUUUGAUAAAAUAUAUCGACAAGAAAACUGAGAGAAGAUGGUGGUUGAGAGAUGUUAUCAACUUUAUGCAAGCUGCUGUGAAGAUCGCGCUUUUUAUCAGUGCUGCAAUUUCAGUCGCUUAUCAUGAAAAUCAAAUUGCACCGAUUGUUACACUUAUCAUAACUUGUAUUCAGGUAGGAGUUUGAAGUUUUGAGAAAAUAGAAGAUUGAGGGCGAAGAAAUAAGAAGGUGUUAUGAUUAACAUAAGGACAAAAAUGUUAUGCUUGUGGAAAAAAAUUCUGAAAAACAACGACCCUCCGCGUUUACACUCGACAGUACUCUUUGGUGUAUUGGUGGCACAGAUAAAUUCUAACAGGUUCAAAAAUAAGAUCCCUUGGUCCGAUUCAAAAUUUUCUCGAAAUAUCCUAUUUUUAUAUUUUCAGGGAAUCACCGAAGGAAUGGAUCAAUAUUUCUUGAAGAACAAAAACGCUGAUGAAAUUCAUAUCUCACUUUUAACCUCAAAUACAGCUAAUAAAAUUUGA
Molecule: messenger RNA, 1765 nt
Organism: Caenorhabditis angaria
Lineage: Eukaryota; Metazoa; Nematoda; Chromadorea; Rhabditida; Rhabditidae
Source: the annotation of a GenBank genome assembly